This is a messenger RNA of Spathaspora passalidarum NRRL Y-27907, 1335 nucleotides long. RefSeq lists its product as uncharacterized. The record is from RefSeq and is a predicted model, not a curated record. Bases 1 to 1335 code for a protein of 444 amino acids. The transcript has a single exon. Lineage: Eukaryota; Fungi; Ascomycota; Pichiomycetes; Serinales; Debaryomycetaceae.
AUGAGUGCAAGCAAACCAAAGACACCGGUGUCUUCACCAAAAAGAAACUCGGCAUUCAAACCAUCAACGCCGUCUCCCCCUGGAUCAGAUUCUAGUUCAGGCAGAGGAGAGAAAAGAAGCAGUAGAAUGGGGUCUGCUAACUUUCUUCGUACUCCAGAACAAAAUGCACAUAAUACUCACCUACCGUUCACACCAUCAGUCAAGAGGAGUAAUUCAGGUACAUUGAAAUCGCCGGAUUACAAACUAAACUACCACAACGUUGCUUCACCAUAUAGUGCCGCCAACGCAUUAAAGACACCAAGACACUCGGGCUAUGAUUCAGAUGAUAAUGAAGACAAGAGAAGAUUGAAAUUACAAAAAACCCCCCAGUAUUUUGGAACAGCAAAAAAGCUUUUUGACAAUGACGAUGCAAGUCCUAAACGCGAAGAUUUGACCGAGAUUAGCUCUCAAUUAAAACAUAAAUUGAGCUCAGCCUUGGGAAAAAUACAAAAAGAAGACAACAAUUCCAAUGCGGGUUUAAGUAAUAAGAUUUCUUUUACUGAAUUAUCAUUUGAUCCUUCCAAAUCUCCUACAAAACAAUCAACUAAUUCAUUUUCUCCUGGCUCAUCAUUCCAACGGGCCAAUUUAAAUUUACAAACAUUACAAAGUUCACCCAUACCCAAAAGCGUGGCACAAUUUGGACAAGAUGUUAAUUCUCCGUUAAAGCAAUCGCCGAGAUUUUCUAAUGACCAUCCACCACUCGUUGACAUGCCAUCUCCUGAUGAAGAGUUGAGCGCUCAUAGAGCAUUAUUAGCAGCACUUUCCCGGCAAACGAGAAGGAAAUCAAUAGGUUCAACUACACGCCAUCCAAGACGACAACCAAGCACAAGUGGUGGGUUCUCGGAGGACAUGCCAAGCUUUACACCUAGUCACAGGAGAACAGUCCUGUCCGAUGUUCAACUUCCACCUUUAAAAGUUGCUUUACAUUCCCAUGAUGAUUUCCAACCUACUGGAUUUAAAUUCGGCGGAGGCCCCCAACAAGCGAACGAUGAAAAGACAAAUGAGCAAGAUGCAGUGUUGUCAUUGAUGUCUUUGUCUUCACCACAAUCAAUUAAGUUUUCCCAUAGUCGUACACAAAGCUUAACUAAUAAUAAUACUGUCAGUUCGCCAAUAUCAUCACGUUCGUCGCUGGUGCAUAUUCGCAGUCCUUCCUAUGGCCAACAACCGAUCCCUCCUGCGUUACCUCCUUUUACAAGACUAGCAGCUAAUCGUGAGAAGAGAUCACCCAGGGAAGCUGGUAACGAAGACAGCGAUGCAACCGAUGUUGAGAUUGGAGAUCUUACAGAUGAUGAAUAG